AAUAUUAUAUCUAUAACAUAUUUUCAAACCCAAGUUGCUUCAUUUCUUCCAUUUCAUGCUCUGCUACUGACCACAACUGCAAGCCAUGGCUUCAGCUUCCUCCACUGCAUUAUCACUCUCUUCCUCGUCUACCUUCGUUGAUCACAAGGCUUUAGCUCGUCAAAAACCUCUUGCUUCAUCGCCACAGUGUCUCACUCUUCCUCCUCUCACCUUUCAGUCCCAGAUUCGUCCCUCCAUGAAGACUCUUUACUAUCAAAAUAUGGCACGGAAUGUGGUGGUUAUGGCCACAGGUACCGAAACUCCAACGGAACUGGUAACAACAACAACUGAGACGCCGGAGAUUACCAAGAUAGUUCAAGAAGCCUGGGAUAGAGUUGAGGACAAGUAUGCUGUGAGUACACUUGCUUUAGUCGUUGUAGUUGCCCUAUGGGGCUCUACUGGAAUAAUCUCGGCAAUUGACAGGCUUCCUUUGAUUCCUGUCAUUCUGGAGCUCGUCGGUAUCGGUUACACCGCGUGGUUUGCAUACAAGAACCUUAUUUUCAAACCAGACAGGGAAGCUCUGGUGCAGAAAAUAAGCGACACAUACAAAGAAAUAACAGGAAGCAGCUGAAGUGGGUUGAGAAUGCUGCUGAGAUGAGGUGUUGCAGCAUCAACUUGUGGGAGCUUAGCUUGUUUCAUUUUGUUAGCACAAAUUUUCUGACCAGAAUAAGACAAUGUAUUUUGGUAAUUUGUGAUGAGCAAAUUGAAAUGCAUGUAUAUUUUUUAUUUCCCCCGCCAUAUAGAAAUACUUUCUGAUGCUAGUAAUCACCUUCUUUUGUCACCUGAAAUACAGGAAAAACUACAUCAAUUGUAUAAAUUUUCUAGUGUGUUUUAGUUU
Hibiscus syriacus is the source of this 877-nucleotide messenger RNA. RefSeq names its product protein CURVATURE THYLAKOID 1B, chloroplastic-like. The record is from RefSeq and is a predicted model, not a curated record. The transcript has 7 exons. NCBI's taxonomy places the organism in Eukaryota, Viridiplantae, Streptophyta, Magnoliopsida, Malvales, Malvaceae. Gene Ontology annotation, cellular component: thylakoid; chloroplast thylakoid membrane. The coding region runs from base 86 to 610 and encodes 174 amino acids.